Molecule: messenger RNA, 759 nt
Organism: Caenorhabditis briggsae
Lineage: Eukaryota; Metazoa; Nematoda; Chromadorea; Rhabditida; Rhabditidae
Gene: Cbr-lmp-1
Product: Protein CBR-LMP-1
Exons: 3
Coding region: 1-759 (252 amino acids)
Cellular component (GO): membrane
Source: RefSeq, a predicted model, not a curated record
AUGUCGAAAUCACUUGUCGCCGUGUUCGCCUUGUUGGCCGUCGCUUCUGCUGAGCACUUCUAUGUGACCAACAAUAACACUGGACUCGCUUGCAUCAUCGUUGAUGGAGACUUCAUGUUCAAUCUUGUCUUCCAAGAGGGAAACGCUACCCAGAAGUACAACGUGCUCCUCAACAAUACCCUCAACGUCGAUGGAGAUUGUAACGCAGUCGUCAACAAUCAAUCUGUCCAAACUUUGAGCAUUACCUUCAACCCAGCGGGACAGUCAGCUCGUUAUCCAAAGGAGUGGGAGCUCAAUAUCGUCUUCGGAACAUCCAGCAAUGAAGCUUUUAAGAUUAUCGACUACACUCUCAAGACCCAAAAGACUGAGCUUGUUCCAUAUUUUGGAACUUUCGUGAGAGACGAGAAGGACGCUGGAGAUGUCACCGCCACUGAGACCAAUGCUUACAAGGUUUGUUAUUUCAGAAUGCCUAGUCUAGCCUCUCCAACUUCAAAUUUUCAGUGCUCCACUGCCAAGCUCGGACUCGUUGGAGGAUCCACCAUUGACAUCAAGACCGCCAACAUCAUUGCCUUCGCUCAAGUCAACGGAACCGUCUUCCCAGCCAACCAGCUCUACGAUGUCUGCUAUCUUGAUGCCCGUACCAGCGAUGUUGUUCCAAUUGUUGUCGGAGCCUGCCUUGCCGUUCUCGUCAUUGUUGUGCUCGUCGGAUAUCUCAUCGGCCGUGCUCGCGCCAAGAGACAAGGAUACGCCAGCGUCUAA